This is a messenger RNA of Kazachstania africana CBS 2517, 1365 nucleotides long. RefSeq lists its product as uncharacterized. The transcript has a single exon. Gene Ontology annotation, molecular function: LPPG:FO 2-phospho-L-lactate transferase activity. Lineage: Eukaryota; Fungi; Ascomycota; Saccharomycetes; Saccharomycetales; Saccharomycetaceae. The record is from RefSeq and is a predicted model, not a curated record. The coding region runs from base 1 to 1365 and encodes 454 amino acids.
AUGGACAUUGUUGUCUUUUCUGGUGGUACUGCUACUAAUUCGUUGACCCAUUGCUUUAAUAAUGUUUCUAUUGCUGAAAAUCACGAGUUGACGUACGUAUUACCCAUUUCUGAUAAUGGUGGGUCUACAAGUGAAAUUUUGAGAGUGUUUGGUGGACCUGCAAUAGGGGAUAUCAGAUCCAGAAUUGUCAGAGUUAUUCAGGAUGAGCAUUUGGCUAAAUUGUUUGGGUACAGGCUAUCGAGUGAUCCAGUCGCUGCUAAAGCUGAAUGGAACGAUAUUGUAGAUGGUUCGCAUCAGAUUUGGAGCGACAUCCCAAUGGAAGUUAAAGAAAUGUGUAGAUCCUUUAUCAUCCAUGUCCAUACGGAGUUAUUAAAGAAAAGCAAGUCUUCGAACAAGUUUCAAUUUGGUAAAGCAUCAAUUGGAAACCUGUUCCUAACAGGUGCCCGUUUGUUUAUGGGUAGUUUGGACGCUUCAAUUGAACUUAUGCUGAGAAUAGGAAGAUGCAGCCAGAAUAUCCACGUGAUUCCUUGUAUCAAUACAAAUCAUACUCAUCAUAUCUCCGCAUUGUUAACGAAUGGCGAUAUUAUAACGGGCCAGUCACAGAUAUCGCAUCCUUCUCCAAAUGCAAAUAAUAUAACGACUGAGAGAAAGAAAGAUGAAAAAUUUGUACAUAUAUUGAAAGAAGAAGGUAACAAUAUAAUACAAAGAGAACAAACUCCCGACCAUGUGGAAGAAGAAGAAGAAUAUGCUUAUCCACUAUAUAUCUUACCAGAAUUGAAAAAUUCACAACUGUAUUUUAACAAGGACGGUGAUGGAAAUGAAACAAAAAAUGUGUUACUGCCAGCCCCUAUUAAGAAAAUAUUAUAUAUCAAUCCAUAUGGUGAAGAAAUCAAACCCGUUGGUAAUUCCAGGGUGAUCUCCAGAAUCAAAUCAGCAGAUAUGAUCGUUUACUCAAUUGGUUCAUUAAUGACAAGUUUAUUACCCAUAAUUAUCCUGGGUAAUAUUGCUGAAACCAUAGUCAAAUCUCCCAAUGCUAACAAAGUUUUAAUCAUAAAUAAUAAACACGACAGAGAAACGGUUGGAUUAGAUGGACUUGAAUAUGUCAAACAUGUCAUUGAAUCAAUGGUAAGAUCAAUCAUUGCGUACAGACAAUCAAAAGGUUAUUCUACUUUCAGGUUAAAUUCGAUUUCAUGGGAUAAAUUUGUUACUGACAUUAUCUAUCUUAAAAAGGGAGAAAUUCAAAUGAAUUGGCAAGAGCUACAUAAUCAUAAUAUUAAAUGCCACUGUAUUGAUUCUGAUAUAUUAGAAACCGAUGACCUAGAAUCAGUGUUGAGAACUAUUCAAAGUGAAAGAAAUAGAACAUAA